GAUUUCACCGUCUUUCUCCCAGACAAUUUUAGGAAAACAAAGCAAACGGUUACAGAGACCAAGUAAGCAGAUACCAUUCGCUUCAAUCAAUCCCUAAUUUCUUGCUCUUACCAUGCAAAUCUCACAAACCCACUUUUAGAUCCAUUGUUAAUUAGACGCCCUUCAAAUUUGAAUUCAUUUCUGGAUCCAGAAACUCCUUACUAACUAUUAGCAUGUUGAGUUAUUUUCUAUCAUCUGAAGAGCAAGCUUGAAGUUCAUCCUUAAAAUUGGAUUCUUAGCAUCCAGUUGAUUUCUCCUUCGUUUAUCUUACCUUAUAAAAAAAAGGGAUUUCUCUUUAGUUGGUCAAGGAUGGCGUCAGUGUCAAAUGAUGGGUUAUCCAAUGAGAGCGUGAAGAAGCGGCUGACAGAAAAUGGUUACCACUCCUCGUAUUUGGGCAUUAUACCAAAAUAUAAAGUUCGGAAAGUCUCAGCAGUACGAGAUUUUCCUCCAGGAUGUGGUAAAAUUUCUCCAAAAGCUGAUGUGAAUCAUGAACAAAAUGCUGUUGUGUCCACUAAUGAAGAUGUGGCUAACAUUGUGUUGGUUGAUGUUGUUAAAGAUUCUAACAGUGAGAUCGAAUCACGGUCGGCUGAAGCUGUGGACUGUCUAGUUAACAUGGAAGAGCAUGAAAAGUUGGAUAGGUUAAUAGGGGAAGUGGUAUCGACAAACAUGAGUGCAAUAGCAAAUGAGUUGGGAAAAAAAAUAAGUCACGAUAAAUCGCUUGGAUAUGAGUUGCCUAAAGAUCUUGAAAUUAGUGAAAUGGAGCUUUCCAAGGAAACGGAAGACAUCCAGAGCGACACUUUAGUGAAGGGAGUUGAUGAAGAGAGAAGUUUACCUUCGGUCGAAAAUGUUGGUGGUGGACACAAGACAUCUGUGCGGGAAAUUGGCGGUGCGACUGAUGAACCAAGUCCUGAUAGUCAAGUCAAAAUGUUGUUGCCACCUCAGCAGCUAAUUAGUGUUAUGGAAAAUGCCUCUUCCCCGCCAAAGAAUAAGUACCGCAAAAGAAGAGUAUCUGCUGUUCGUGACUUCCCUCCAUUUUGUGGAACAAAUGCUCCUAAGCCAACUGAACAGAAUUGCUAUGGUGUUACUGAAGAAAGCAAGGAUGUGGUUGGGCUCAAUAAGGAAGUUACAAAGAAUGAAGUGAUUGAGACACUGAGAGAUGUUAAGGACAGUGGGGCAUUGCAAGAGAGGUUGGUUGAAAGUGAGGAGGCUGAUUCUCUGAGAGAGAGGGACAUUGCUAGUCCCAAAGAUAGGGUGUUGGAGCAAAUAACAAUGGUUCACAGCGAAGAACAGGGAGGUAUCCAAAAUGAUUUUGAUGGAAGAAGUCAGAUGGAAAGAACUGUGGUUAUGCCCGAGACAAUGACGAAAAAGGAGAAUGAUGUAGGAGUUGUGGGAAAGGAGAUUGUUGUAUAUUCAGAGGAUGAAAGUAAAAAGACUACUACUGCAAGUAGUGCUCUUGGUACUGGAAAUGAAAUGGUUGGGCCGAUUACGCAGGGUGCUGAGACGUAUUGUGCACGGGAGCAAGGAAAAAAAAAGAGUUUAGAUGGCCCUGUGAGUGGAAAUGAAAUUGUUGUCUCACAGGUCAAAGACAAUCUGACAAAGACUGCAGUCGGUGCUUGUGGUUCUGGGCAUGAAAUAGUUAAGCCAAUUGUGCAAGGUCUGAUGGCCGAGCCGCACUGUCCAUGGAGGCAGGGAAAGCAAACUAGUGUAGAUUGUGCGGUGAGUGGAAACCAAGAUGAGAAGUCUCCUCUGUCUUGGCGCAAGAAGGCUAAAGCUGUCGCCAGAAAAAGUAAUCCUAGGGGUAAGAAGAAAUCAGCUUCUGGUGGCAAAGCUACCGAUGGACUUUCAAGGGCGCUAGUUGUGUUCGAUGACGAAGGAUCUGCUUUACAGGCUGUCAGCAAAGACGGAGCUUGCAAUUUGAAUAGGGAAGCACUACAUGAAGAUUCUCCCGUUGGACAAGGACGGCGUGAAUUUGACGUGACCCUACCACCUUUUGGUCCAAACAGUUCUAGUCAUGGUGAUGCCCGUACUAAAGUUAGAGAGACUCUUCGUAUGUUUCAGGCUAUAUGUAGAAAGCUCUUGCAAGAAGAAGAGUCAAAGUCAAGACCUGAAGAAGCAAAACCGAGGCAGGGGUCAAACAGAAUUGAUCUUCAAGCAGCAAAAAUCAUCAAGGCAAAAGGAAAAGAAGUUAACACAGGUCUGCACAUACUGGGAGAAGUUCCUGGAGUUGAAGUCGGAGAUGAGUUCCAAUACAGGGUGGAACUUGCUAUUGUGGGGGUUCAUCGCCUAUAUCAGGCUGGUAUAGAUUACAUGAAGCAGGGAGGUAUGCUGAUCGCGAUUAGUAUUGUUUCUUCAGGGGUCUAUGAUGAUGCUGUGGAAGAUGCUGAUGUAUUGAUUUAUUCUGGGCAAGGCGGAAAUGUGGUAGGUAAGGUCAAAACUCCUGAAGAUCAGAAGCUUGAAAGAGGUAAUUUAGCUUUGAAGAAUAGUAUAUCAGUUCAGAAUCCUGUUCGGGUGAUUCGUGGAUCCAAGGAGACGAAAACCUCUGAAUCCGUGGAUGGUAAAGUUAAGGUAGUGACAACAUAUGUUUAUGAUGGGUUGUACAAGGUUGAUAAUUUUUGGACAGAACAAGGGCCAAAGGGUAAGAUGGUUUUUAUGUUUAAGUUGGUGAGAGUUCCUGGACAACCAGAGCUUGCUUGGAAAGAAGUGAAGUCAUCAAAAAAGUCCAAAGUGCGGCAUGGUGUUUGUGUCCAUGACAUUACAGAAGGAAAGGAUACACUCCCGAUAAGUGCUGUGAACACAAUUGAUGGUGAGAAACCUCCACCAUUCACUUACAUCAAGAAGAUGAUAUAUCCUGACUGGUUCCAGCCGUCUCCUCCUAAAGGUUGUGAUUGUAUCGGUAGAUGUUCUGAUUCCAAGAGGUGCUCAUGUGCAGUUAAAAAUGGAGGCGAGAUCCCGUACAAUCGUAAUGGAGCUAUUGUUGAAGUGAAGCCUCUUGUCUAUGAAUGUGGUCCUUCUUGUAAAUGUCCCCCCUCUUGCUACAAUAGAGUCGGCCAACACGGUAUUAAAAUUCCACUUGAGAUCUUUAAGACAAAUUCAAGGGGAUGGGGUGUGAGAGCUUUAACAUCUAUUCCUUCAGGAACCUUUAUCUGUGAGUAUGCAGGAGAGCUUCUUGAAGACAAGGAAGCUGAACGAAGAAUUGGUAGUGACGAAUACCUUUUUGAUAUUGGACAGAACUAUAGUGAUUGUUCUGUGAACUCUUCCGCACAAGCAGAAUUAAGUGAGGUAGUAGAAGAGGGUGGUUAUACAAUUGAUGCAGCUCAGUGUGGAAAUGUCGGGCGAUUUAUCAAUCACAGUUGUUCACCUAACUUGUAUGCACAAAACGUUCUUUAUGAUCACGAAGAUAAGAAAAUGCCUCAUAUCAUGUUCUUUGCAGCAGAUAACAUUCCUCCUUUGGCGGAGCUCAGUUACCAUUAUAAUUAUUCCGUGGAUCAGGUACGUGAUUCCAAUGGCAAUAUCAAGGUGAAGAAAUGCUAUUGUGGAUCUUCAGAGUGUAGCGGUCGGAUGUACUAGGGGUUUGUAUAGCUUUAUUUCAAGUUGAGGUGAAUAAUUCCUCAUAUUUGAUUUAAGAUGUUUCUCUGCAAUAUAGUUGUCCCUUACGUUUUGCUUUUAGCUGCAUUUGCACGAAUGUUGCUUUCCUUUC
Messenger RNA from Nicotiana attenuata, 3736 nucleotides. Its product is annotated as histone-lysine N-methyltransferase, H3 lysine-9 specific SUVH6-like. Gene Ontology annotation, molecular function: zinc ion binding; protein binding; histone methyltransferase activity. The transcript is spliced from 3 exons. The record is from RefSeq and is a predicted model, not a curated record. The coding region runs from base 349 to 3606 and encodes 1085 amino acids. NCBI's taxonomy places the organism in Eukaryota, Viridiplantae, Streptophyta, Magnoliopsida, Solanales, Solanaceae. Gene Ontology annotation, cellular component: nucleus.